AUGCAAUCGCUGGCGAUCAUACCAUACAGCGGCGGGGGUGCGGCGGAGCAGCCCCCUUGCCACCGCCUGUUCACCCUCUUGGAGAGCAGUGAGUCCGACGCUCAGGUUCUGCGUGGCGCGGCCCUACCUCACGGUAGUUUUGGAGGCUUGCCGAGGAACACGAGGAGGCUGGAGGAAGGAAACGUCUUGCCCGCUGGCUCAGGAACGCAGCUAGGCCCUGCCUUGCCUCCGUUGAAUGUCGAGGGAGGCAAGGAGCGUCAUCAAUCAAAAUGGAUGAUCGUUUCCAAGGAGCAGGUGGAGCAAACUGCUGAGAAGAUGCGCGACCAAGCCGAGAAGAACAAAGCUUUGGAGACCACAGUCAAGAUCCACAAGCGCGAGCGCGUCCUGAUCUACGACGCAGCCAUGAAGCAAGCGGCCAAGAGAGAGUUGGAAGGCGUCAAUGAGGUGAAACAGGUGCUCGAACGACAGCAAGGCAUGAUGAGGGCAGAGGUUGACCAGGAAAUGCAGAAGAUCAGUGACCUCUACCAGGAACGUUGCCGAGACUACGCGACGAUGGUAUCUGAUGAGUGUGACGGCGAGGACUCCAAAGCAGCCACUGAUCUUCGGAAGGAUUGGGCUCGCCAGAAGAAGACCAUUGAUCAACUCGUGCGAUCUGGUGGGGAGGAAGACCGCCAGGUUUCGGUGAUUGCUAGAGCGGUUGUCGAGCAGCUUCAGGAGGAGCGGAGGGACGAGAUAGCCUCGCUCAGGGCCGCCAUUUACUCAGAUGUGAAGAUGGAGUUCGAGAGCCGGGAGGUAGCCUUGAGAGACACCCUCGAAAGCGACUUCCAGGCAGACCUUGAUGGACAACUUCUGUUGGCAGAGAUUCGGCAUCAAAAGGAGAUGAACCGGUUGCGGGUGGAGCUCGCUGGUAGCGAGAAGCCCACCACAGAGGCAAAAACUGGCGAAAUCGUCGUCUACAACCCAGAGACUCCUCAGUGCGCAGGAAGGGGUCAGCGCUCUUCGGGUACGUCCUCUUUCACGCCAUCCCCUUCUUUCUCGAGGCGCCCCCUGCACAAGAUGAACAUUAGUGAAGCAUCUGGAGGCAACAGUGGUGCUGACGGCGUACAUGUCCCGACGACUCCUCGUGGGACGCAGCUGGGUAGGAAAUUUCCCGUCUUCAAGACGCCAGUUCAGAAACAAAUCCCUGGUGCCAGCAACAAGAAGGCUGUCAGGCCGAAGGAGCACCCCGUGCGUGACUCCACCCGCCAGCCCCGCAACUCCUCUGUGGGAAGGCACACGGAAAUCUCCACGACAACCCCCAUCAGGGAGCAAGAGGAUGAGCUCGACGUAGGCAUCACAAGUGCACUCAUGGUGUCGCCCACCAAGGCUAUCUAUGGUGUCGUCACGCCAUCCAUCGGCUCCGAAGGGGAGGUAUCGGGCGAAGGGUCGUCGAGGCCAAAGAAGAGAGCGAAGAAGUUAUUCUCGACUGAGUGAACCUAGAGCAACAUCUUGUCUUUCCUCUUAGUUACGCUCAUAUCUUCUUUCCUCUUAGUUACGCCCAUUGUACAGUAGAGGUUAGGGCUUGACCUCCCGUUGUAUUCGGUUACGCAUGUGUCUGGAUUCAACGCGACCGUGCGUUGUUGUUUGUGUGAGCGGACGUCGUGCGUGCUUGUGAUGUGGCACUCCAACGGUGUUCGAGGUUGGCUCGUCCUUUCUGGUACGAAGGUGCGCCGCGCGUGAAGAACGUAUCAGACGCUUAGACCUACGUGCAGCAGUCCAGCAGAUCUACGUGCAGCAGUGUUACACCUAGCGGCAGGGAUUCGCUACCUCUAGGUGCGCAGGCAGGGAGUCGCUAACUUUGGGUGCGGCAUAGGCAUUGCAGCAGUGGAGGUCAGGGGAGG
This is a messenger RNA of Ectocarpus siliculosus, 1880 nucleotides long. Lineage: Eukaryota; Phaeophyceae; Ectocarpales; Ectocarpaceae. The record is from the annotation of a GenBank genome assembly.